CUCGGGGGUCCGGCCGACGCUUCGUCGCUGCAGCAACCGCGAGAGCUACAGACAAGCGCGAUGCUUCGGGUCGCUGCGAGGCGUGCGUCCGUGUCGCUGCCGCACCUUACCCGUGGCUAUCCUGCGCCGUAUCCGUCGCACACCGUCCUCGGCAUGCCGGCGCUCUCGCCGACGAUGACGCAAGGCAAUGUCGAGAAGUAUUUGGUCAAGGUCGGAGACCCGAUCGCGGCCGGCGACCGCAUCGCAGAGGUUGAGACGGACAAGGCGACCGUCGACUUUGACGUCGUCGACGACGGCAUCGUGGCGAAGUUUCUCAUUCCGGAAGGCGCGCAGGAUGUCCAAGUCGGCACGCCGAUGAUUGUCCUGUGCGAGGAGGCGGGCGACGUGGCGGCCUUCGCGGACUUUGAGCCCAAGGCACCCGGCAGUAUUGCCGAGGCGGCGCCGCCGCCGACCGAAUCGGCGCCGGCGCCGGUUGCCGCACCGCCGCCACCCGUGCUCGGCGCCGCCUCGGCAGCCGGAAAGGGAGCCUCGCUGGCCGUGACGGCGUGGGGCCGCUGGACGGUCAUGGUGGCGUGAUCCGGAUCACCGGUGGCUAUCGCGCGCGGCGCAGUCGACGUGGGGGCGCGCCGGCGGCGAGGAGGGGGAGCAGCAAAGAGGAGCGACAUACCGUUAGCAGCGAGCACGCGAAUCGCGAUGCCGAUGGCCGAUGCGAGGCGCCGGCUGACGUGCGGGUGACGGAUGUAAAACGGUCAUACCGACGGCAUGGACAGUGUUGGUUGGUGAAACACGGUUUACCUCUAAACC
Messenger RNA from Emiliania huxleyi CCMP1516, 804 nucleotides. Its product is annotated as dihydrolipoamide acetyltransferase. The transcript has a single exon. The coding region runs from base 61 to 576 and encodes 171 amino acids. Gene Ontology annotation, biological process: pyruvate decarboxylation to acetyl-CoA. The record is from RefSeq and is a predicted model, not a curated record. NCBI's taxonomy places the organism in Eukaryota, Haptophyta, Isochrysidales, Noelaerhabdaceae. Gene Ontology annotation, cellular component: pyruvate dehydrogenase complex.